CCGCCAUCGUCGCUGAUGGCCAUUGGUGCAGGAUGUCAUCCCCGGAAAUCAUGGACAUACUACGGGAAGUAUCAGGCAAAUUGACCCCUGAAAAUGCCCCCGCCACCCUCUCGAGCAUCCUAGGUGUCCUCUUCCGCCAUCGCUUUCAACCCCCGGACCCAGAUUACACGUCCGAGAGUGCUUGUCGCGGCCUUCUCGAGACCCAUCCUAGCCUAUAUUCCCUCCUGGAAAAAGCUGCAGCGGAGAAAGACGACAGCAGCUUAUGGGCCUGUGAUGUUCUUGCAUUUCAGGGCGUCGAAUUACGCACUCGUAGGCCCAUCGGUCGCGCGGAAGCUACUGCUGAAAGAGAGUUGGGGGAAUUGCUCAAUCGACUUCGCGAGUCUAUAUCUGCCUUUGCGAAUGCUCCUUCGCCAACCGAGCGGUGGAGUGCACCGCCCUCCGACUCCCCCUCGCCCUACUCAGAUUUCAUCUCUUCGCUUCGAAUGAUCAACAUGGGACCCAGCCGCCCUUGCAUCCUCAUUCAUGAACUUGGACAACACGUCGACCACAGUGUUUCUGAUGUUCUGCGCAAUCUCUUCACUCCGGGACAGCACGUCUUGUAUGUCAAUGCAUUCGGCACUGGAAAAACUCGCCUCAUCUUCGAAGGCCUUUGUCGUCGCUGGGGUUUCUACAUUCCUUGCGCACUGGGCUCUGACCGUCUUGGCUCUGUUGACAUGCAGAUGUGCCUCGACAUGGACAUGUCGAGAGCUUACGGCUUCCAAAGAUUGUCUCCAUGGUCAGACGCUGCCGUGGCGCGGAACCGCGAUGUCGCGCAGUACGCUUUCUCGCGCGUGUUGCUGACCAGGUUGAUCAUAUUCAAGAUAUUCCUGGACGAGCUGGCCGACAAAAAGGCUCCGGACGCCCCUCUGCGCUGGUUACUCCUCCAAGUUCUCACACAAAAACUGGAGCCUUUCGACAUCUUUGAUGAUGUUACGAGAGUGCUGUCGCAAGUCUCGGACUUCUAUAUCGACGACAUGACUUCCGACUUACUGCUCGAUAUCAAAGCGAGGUUAGACGGAUCGGAGACCGCCCUCUUCUGCGUUUUGGACAGCUGCGAAGCCGCUAGCAGGUUAUAUACGAGCGGAGCGUUUGGUGCGGGGACUACGUUUUUGCGCGAACUAGUGCGGGCCUCGGAAGGCCAUGAUGGUCUUGCCAUCAUCCUCUCUGGAUCGUACAUCAACCUCGAGGCCUUCCAAGAUUCCGGCCCAAGGCAUUACACCGUUUAUUCCAACACCGGCGCUCUGCUGGAUCGAGAUGCUCAACGACGCUAUAUACAAAGAUAUCUCCCCCCUACCCUAGCCCAGUCCACCGUCGGAAAAGAACUCCUGAAGCGCUGCUGGCAAUGGCUCCGUGGUCGCUUCGGCUUUACAGCGUCCUUCGUAACAUGUCUCUUGACGACAAAAUUCGAACACCCGCUCCUUCUACUCGAUUUUUUCAUCGCCACGGUGAUGUGCAUAGAGCCGCCGCACGUAUCGCAGUCCGACCUGCAAGCCUUGCAAACGCCACGCGACACCGUAUUUAUAUCCUAUAAAGGACGUGAACAUUCUGGACUCUCCGGCGAUAGGCAGGCAUUGCUGGCUGCUCGCUUCGCCCUGUUCAAAAUUAUCCUCACGGGCGAAGACUGCGUCAGGUUCUCCGGCAGUUGCAGCUACCCACUUGUCGUCCACGGUGUCGCACAUUUCACGGACUCUGCCGGUAGGGAGGCGAUGAUUCACGAGCCAGCCGUGCUAAUGCCUUUAAAAUCAAUCAUCUUUCCCAAGUCGAACCCCAUGCAUGGCUUCUAUCCUGAUGAGCUAGCCGCCCUCCUCACCAAAGCGCCGUCGCAUGACGCGCAUCACCUUGUAUUCAUCAUGACCGUCAUGCGCGCUCUCGAACAGCGCGCCCAUCGCCUCAAUGAGCUCUUCCAAUUCGCUGGGAUCGACCCGUCCUGGACGGAGCAGACGGUGCAGCUCGUGCGAGUCUUUCACCCGGGCGGCGGCAGGAGCCCCCACGCUCGGGUCUACAAAUCGGCCUUGUCGAGCAUGUCUCGCGAGACCACCUGGGCGACUGACUCGGCGGAAUGGCUGAGUCACGAAGCCAAGGCGCCGUUCUGUCUCUCGUCCGGCUUCAGCCACGCUGAUGUCCUGUUCGUGCUUCGACUCGAGGACGGUCGCUUGCUGUACGUGGCACUCGCCGUCCUGUUCAAGAACGCACACGUCGAGGCCGACGCAGCAAAGAUACAAGCCAAGUUCGCACAACUGGCGCCUCAUAAGCUUUUCAAGCUCGGGAGGACCCGCUCGUCGAAGACGAGUGGCCUGCGUUUGCAUGACCUGCCGAGGAAGGUCGAGGAGGCGGGCGACCCGCCCUUGCUGCGGCUCGUCGCCACCUAUCCGUAUGAGAUGGACAUCAACGAGAUCAAGCCCGACGGGCUGGCGCACCCCAUCGCCGCCGUGCGUACGACGAACCUGCGCGAGUAUGCGCAGACCAUCGACCUCAAGGACGUCAUGCGGCGCCUCGAGAAUGUCAUGACCGUUCCGCGGGGGAGCAAGCGGAAGGCUACGAACGCGGUGCCGCCGCCCGUGGGCACAGCCAAGCGGCCACGGACGCGUUCCGUUACCGCGAAGGCGGAGGCCGCGAGGGGGCGCAGGGGGCCGCCUCAGCGGCGGACGAUGCGGUAAAGGCAGGCGUCCUCGAGGGCAGCUUGUGUUCAGCGCCACCGUCACCGCCAUCGAGCAAGAUGCGAUAUCCGCGCUGCGCGGGCGACAAAGGAGAUACUUAUGCUUGGGAUGAUCAUUCAGUUUGGUCCUUUUGGGAUACGCUGCGAGCUCAAGGCUAUCGAUCGCGCGGAGCGCUUUACUCGUACCACUCAUGCUAAUUCAGCGACCUACGGACGCUCUUUGGAUUGUGUUUACUGCGACUUGGAACUUGGUUUCGACUUUUUACUUGGCUGUGUUCUGUACUUGCUUUGUCCACCCUGUGUGCCUCGAAGAGGCAAGCCUCCGUUGCGAUGUUACAUAUCUAGUUGUCCGUCUGCACAAUUUAUCUAUCACCGCUACUUACUACGUUCCCCGCAUCGCGUCUCUCAGUCAUGCUCAUCGUUCCUCCGCUCUCAGACCGGCUCGACAAGGGUAGCGACAUAUAUUACUUAUCCUCUUUUUCA
Messenger RNA from Schizophyllum commune H4-8, 3178 nucleotides. RefSeq lists its product as uncharacterized. The record is from RefSeq and is a predicted model, not a curated record. The transcript is spliced from 6 exons. The coding region runs from base 33 to 2696 and encodes 887 amino acids. Lineage: Eukaryota; Fungi; Basidiomycota; Agaricomycetes; Agaricales; Schizophyllaceae.